Molecule: messenger RNA, 621 nt
Organism: Trichophyton benhamiae CBS 112371
Lineage: Eukaryota; Fungi; Ascomycota; Eurotiomycetes; Onygenales; Arthrodermataceae
Exons: 2
Coding region: 1-621 (206 amino acids)
Biological process (GO): signal transduction; cell division; positive regulation of protein phosphorylation
Cellular component (GO): nucleus; cytoplasm
Molecular function (GO): protein kinase activator activity
Source: RefSeq, a predicted model, not a curated record
AUGCUGCAGGUCAUACAGGAGAUCAACGGGGUUACCGGGUACCCGAUCUGUAACGAGAUGACAUGUCCCACUAUGUCUGCUGGGAAUCUGACAUACACCUGGCUGGUCGACGGCAAGGCAGCGAGGAUAUCGGCGCCCAAGUUCAUCAACCGUGUCGAAAAGUGGAUUGUCAGCAAGAUCCACGACCCUGUCAUGUUCCCUACCGACCCCGUCACCGCAACUCCCAUCACCUUUGGCUACACCGAGCAGGCCAACGGAGAGGCCCCCAGCGGCCAGCCACAGCAGCAGGCCGCCGGCGACCCGUCACAGGACUGGAUCGGCAAGUCGAGCGGCUUCCCGCCGACCUUCUACAAGGACUGCCAGGGCAUCAUGAAGCAGAUGUUCCGCUGCUACGCCCAUCUUUAUCACGGCCACUGGGAGAACCCCUUCUGGCACAUCAACAAGCACGAGGUGCUCAACAUGUGCUUCGUCCACUUUGUCACCGUCGCCAAGUACUACAAGCUAGUGUCAGACAAGGAGCUCGAGCCCAUGCAGCCCCUGAUCGAUAUCUACACCAAGCAGGAAAAGAUCCCUCCUGAAGCCCUUGCCGGUCACUGGGCUCAGCACUCGUCGCAGUCUUGA